AUGAGCAUUUACCCCCCAGAAUCCAAUGGCGGGCAGGCUACUGAGGUGGCACAAAAUGCGAGUCUCUCUACCCCAGAGAAGGCCACCAAUGCAGGCCAUGAUCAAGAGACAAUCGAGCAGCUGGGACGACAGCGCCCUUCUCAGUUUUCGAGCAUAUGGUCUGAACUGGCAUUCUGCUUCUCUAUAUUCAUGUGUCAGAUACUUGCAGAAUACUACAUAUCCGGCUCUAAUGUCCUCAUACCAACUCUAAUGAAGGAGCUGGAGAUUCCUCCCGCCCAGUCCAUCUGGCCCUCCACGGCCUUGUCGCUCGCUAUCACAUCCACCCUGUUAAUUUUCGGGCGUCUGGCCGACAUGUAUGGCGGAUUUGUACUCUACAUUGGAGGAAUGGCCUGGCUUACAAUUAUCUCACUUAUUGCUGGAUUCUCCCAGAAUUGGAUGAUGCUGUUCAUCUUUCGCGCACUACAAGGCCUGGGACUGGCCUCAUCCUUGCCCGCGAGCAUCAUGAUUCUUGGUAGAGCAUACCGCCCAGGGCCUCGCAAAAACCUCGUCUUCAGUAUUUACGGUGCCUGUGCUGUGAUGGGCUUCUUCUUUGGGAUCUUCCUUUCUGGUAUUUGCGGUGAAUUCCUUGCAUGGUCAUGGUACUUUUUCUUUGGGGCCAUCUUUUCAGCAGUGACGCUUGUUUCGGGUUGGUUCUCAAUUCCCUCGGAUUUGGCUGAGAAGCAAAAAAUGAAAGUCCAGAUGGAUUGGAUUGGAAGUGCCCUGCUUGUGCCAGGACUGGUGCUGCUGGUUUUUUCCAUUGCAGACAGUGCCCAUGCUCAAAGUGGGUGGAGGACACCGUAUAUCAUUGUCACCUUCAUCCUUGGGGUGGUGUUUCUCAUCGCUUUCACGUACACCCAGGGCUGGGUUGUCACAAAUCCCUUACUUCCUGCGGAUCUGUUUGCAGUCAAGUAUAUGACGCCUUUGGUCAUUUCUCUCCUCCUCCUGUAUGGAUGCUUAGGGGUCUUUCUUCUCUAUGCCUGCCUAUACAUGCAGGAGAUAAUGGGAGCCAGCCCGCUGCAGGUGGUUGCAUGGGCGGUACCCAUGGCAGUUGGUGGACUCAUUCUUAGUGCUGCUGGAGGCCUCAUCCUCCACAUGCUCAACGGGACAAUACUCAUGAUACUGUCCUGUCUCGGGUAUCUUGCAUCUGGUUUUCUAUUUGCGCUUCUCCCAUUUGGAGGCAACUACUGGGCCUUUGUAUUUCCUGCCAUGAUCGGCUGCACAAUUGGCAUCGACAUCAGCUUCAACGUCACGAAUAUCUUUAUCACCACCUCCCUGUCGAAGGAAAGACAGGGUCUGGCUGGUGCCCUGAUUAAUUCGACCCUGCAUUUUGGGAUUGCCAUCAUGUUAGCGUUUGCGGAUAUCAUUCAGGUUCAUGCCCAGAAACACAUGAGUCUGAGGGAGAGCUAUCAGUCAGCGUUCUGGUUCCAGGUUGGGCUGUCUGCUUUUGCAAUGCUCCUGGUCCUUAUUUUUGUGAGAGUCGAGAGUGCAAAGAGUGGAUUGACUGCUGACGAGCAGGCUGAGCUGGAAGCUGCUGCGGGAGUUGCAGUACAAGACAUUGAUAGAUUAUAG
This is a messenger RNA of Aspergillus versicolor CBS 583.65, 1608 nucleotides long. RefSeq lists its product as uncharacterized. The record is from RefSeq and is a predicted model, not a curated record. Gene Ontology annotation, molecular function: transmembrane transporter activity. Gene Ontology annotation, cellular component: membrane. The transcript has 4 exons. Gene Ontology annotation, biological process: transmembrane transport. Lineage: Eukaryota; Fungi; Ascomycota; Eurotiomycetes; Eurotiales; Aspergillaceae. The coding region runs from base 1 to 1608 and encodes 535 amino acids.